GCGCGGCGGGGCUCGGCAUGAGGACUUUAUGGAGAUUUGGAUACUCUGCCAGACUACUGAAAACUAAUCAUUUUAGGACAGCUGCAUCAAAUACAUCAUUUCCAGCAGUUUGGAUGCUAUUGGCGCAAUAUUCUGGCAGAAUACCUGGGCUCUUCGUAGUAGUUAGAAAAAAUAGUUUUUUUACAAUGCCUGAAACUGUGGAGGAUAAAGCUAAUCUAGAACUGUAUUUGCCGCAUCCUGAAGUGCGUGGGAUGACACUACUCAACAGAGAAGCUUUUAAAAGGACAGUUGUUGUUCCAGUUCUUAAAGUCAAGAAAGAAAUUGUAAAUACUUUGCUGAAGUCCCUAAAACAUACGGUACUACAGCGUCCUGGUCUAAAGCGAGUGGUUGAGGAUCCGGAAGAUGAGGACAGUAGACUUGUUAUUUUGGAUCCUCAUAAAAUACUAGAAUUCUCAUUGGGAGAAUCGGAGCAAGAGGUGUUAAAACAGCUUAAUGUUCGUCCUGAGGUGUCCAAGUAUAACUUAGAGCUGACUUACGAGAAUUUCAAGUCAGAGGAGAUCCUACGAGCAGUCCUUCCCGAAGGUCAAGAAGUCACCUCUGGAUUUAGCCGUGUUGGUCACAUAGCUCAUUUGAAUCUUAGAGAUCAUCAGCUACCAUACAAACAUUUGAUUGGCCAGGUUAUAAUUGACAAGAAUCCGGGAAUCACCUGUGUAGUGAAUAAAACCAAUAUUAUUGACAGCACAUACAGAAAUUUUCAAAUGGAAGUGCUCGCUGGAGAGAGCAACCUGGUAACCAAGGUCAAAGAAAAUAAUAUUGUGUAUGAAUUGGACUUUUCUAAAGUCUACUGGAACCCACGUCUUUCCACAGAACACGGCCGUAUCAUUGAGCUUUUAAAGCCCGGUGAUGUCCUUUUCGAUGUCUUUGCUGGGAUUGGACCUUUUGCUAUUCCAGCAGCAAAGCGAAAGUGCCACGUAUUUGCAAACGAUCUCAAUCCUGAAUCCUACAACUGGCUCCUGCACAACUGCAAACUAAACAAAGUAGACAACAAAAUAAAAGCGUUCAACAUGGAUGGCAGGGACUUCCUCCUGGGGCCAGUAAGAGAAGAACUAAGUAAAGAGCUCCCACUUCUGAAAGAAGAACAGAAAACCUCUUUUCAUAUAGUCAUGAAUUUGCCGGCUUUGGCUGUUGAAUUUCUAGGUGUUUUCCGGCAUCUUUUAGUCGGGGAGCCGUGCAGCACUGCUGGCCUUCCCACGGUACACUGCUACGGUUUCUCCAAACAUGACGACCCCGCCAAAGAUAUUCAAGAACGAGCUGAAGCUUCGCUGGGAACCUCCUUAGGUGGACGCUGUUCUACUUACCUGGUUCGAAAUGUUGCACCGAACAAGGAGAUGCUGUGCAUUAGUUUCCAGAUCCCAGCGGACGUGCUGUACAAGAGGCCCUGCCCUGAUGAAGCAAAACCAGCCUCUAAACGUCUGUGUACCAGCAAAGAUUUUUCUGAAGAAAAGUUGGAGUUGAAGAACUGAAGACUAGAGUUACGGUAACUACCUUAGCAGUUUGCAUAAGGUAUACAUAGGUUACCUCUGGUUUACCCCUUGAAUUAUUUGACGCGUAUCUGUGUUAUCCAUCUCAGGUGCCGAGAUGCAUAAUGCAUGUUGCAGCUUUCCUUUGUGAGCCUUGCUUUCUGCAUUUACCUUUUUUUAAUUGCAGGAUCAAUAAGCAGAUUGAAGUUGUUACUACAAAAAAAUAAAACCUUG
Messenger RNA from Gavia stellata (red-throated loon), 1754 nucleotides. It is a transcript of the gene TRMT5, whose product is annotated as tRNA methyltransferase 5. The record is from RefSeq and is a predicted model, not a curated record. Gene Ontology annotation, biological process: tRNA N1-guanine methylation; mitochondrial tRNA methylation. Bases 18 to 1523 code for a protein of 501 amino acids. NCBI's taxonomy places the organism in Eukaryota, Metazoa, Chordata, Aves, Gaviiformes, Gaviidae. Gene Ontology annotation, cellular component: cytoplasm; mitochondrial matrix. The transcript is spliced from 5 exons.